Hippocampus comes (tiger tail seahorse) is the source of this 449-nucleotide messenger RNA. RefSeq names its product sialoadhesin-like. The transcript has 2 exons. Lineage: Eukaryota; Metazoa; Chordata; Actinopteri; Syngnathiformes; Syngnathidae. The coding region runs from base 6 to 422 and encodes 138 amino acids. The record is from RefSeq and is a predicted model, not a curated record.
AACUGAUGGUGCUGAUGUGCAACGCCAAGAAAAGUGACAGCGGAAAAUACAGUUUUGUAUACGAGGUGACCGAAGGCGAGCAGCGCUCGCUGUGGGCGGAGGCCUCUGCUGUUGUCACCGUGGAAGACAAUCCCUGCCCCGUCCGAAUGAGUCCACACGAGGCGGUUGAAGAACACCAGACAAUCAAUGUGAUGUGCUUGACCUCCACGACAUGUCCCGCAAAACCACAAUUAUUCGAUCACAACCUGCUGACUCGGUUCAAUGACACGCAUCAUGUUCGGCAUGUGGCCUGGGCCGAUGUUGAGGCCCAUUGGCAGAAUGAUGGCCGGACGAUCGUGUGCCAGGCGCAGGGCAACACUGACAAGUAUUUGAGGGCAUACACCACUUUAAAUAUAAAAUGUAAGAACUUCUACAGUGGCUGAGAUUGUAACCGUAUGCAAAAAAAUGAG